AUGAUCGAGGAGAGUCUAGAGCAUCAGGUGGACGAUCACAUGGGCUGUGAGAAAGAUACAGAAAAUGAGGAGGGAUUGUCAAGCGGGAUGACUGAACAAAACAAGAUGCCAGAGGAAAAACCAAAUGCUCAAGCUGAAGUAAAGCUGCGGCCCAAAGACAGACUGAGCCCUCAUGAUGCAAAGGCAAUGGUUCACAGGUUAUCUCCAGAUUUCCCUGACGCUCUGUGUGAGCUGUUGUUCGCGUUACAGGAGGGCCGACGGCUCAACGACCAGCGCUGUUCGUUCCGCCUGGAACACCGUAGAAGAUGCUACUCCGAGCCCAGCACUCCUCGCCACAGUCAGAGAGUGGUGUUCUCCUCCAUGACGUCCCUGCAGAAGGAGGAGUUCUUCGACCUGCUGGCGACCUCUCAGGGCCGUCGCCUGGACGAGCAGCGAGCCGAGCUCCUGGAGGCCCCCCCGCCCGUCCUGACCACCGUCGAAAUCCUGGAGGCCCCCCCGCCCGUCCUGACCACUGCCAAACUGAGGAAGAGCAGCUGCAAGGUCACAGAGGUCACCCGAAAGCUUCCCACGCAAACACCCAAAGAGGACUUAUACAACAUGAUCGUCAACUCGCAAGCCCAGGGGCGUCUGGAGGAGCAGCGCAGCUCGGCCCCGGGGCCCAUGGACGAUGAGGAUUUCUUCUCUCUGUUGCUGAAGGUCCAGGGAGGACGGAUGGAGGAACAGAGAACAGACUUCAAACCCGCGCAUUAAUACAUCAAGCUUUACUGUGUGUGUGUGUGUGUGUGUGUGUGUGUGUGUGUGCGUGUGUGAGUUCAUGAUGCCAGACUCUUUCCUGUCCACAUAUGAAUAACUAUAAAGAUCAGACUACCGAUAUAAGAAUACUUGCACUACUUUUCAACAUUGCUACAUUUAUUGCGCUUGAAUGAAUUCACAGCUUUAUAGGGAUGAUGAAUAUUUCUGCUUUACAUGUUCAGGGUCAUUUGAAGGAUCUUUGCCUCUUUCUGUUAUGUACAUGCUACAGUAUUGAAAUGAAAAUAAAUGUUUUGAGUGUUAA
This is a messenger RNA of Rhinichthys klamathensis goyatoka, 1054 nucleotides long. RefSeq names its product G-protein-signaling modulator 1. Lineage: Eukaryota; Metazoa; Chordata; Actinopteri; Cypriniformes; Leuciscidae. The coding region runs from base 1 to 750 and encodes 249 amino acids. The transcript has 4 exons. Gene Ontology annotation, biological process: regulation of inflammatory response. The record is from RefSeq and is a predicted model, not a curated record. Gene Ontology annotation, molecular function: GTPase regulator activity; protein binding.